CCUUUGCGGCGAUGGCGGAGAAGUUCGACUCCCUGGAGGAGCACCUCGAGAAGUUUGUGGAGAACAUCCGGCAGCUGGGCAUCAUCGUCAGCGACUUCCAGCCCAGCAGCCAGGCGGUCCUCAACCAGAAACUGAAUUUUAUGGUUACUGGCUUGCAAGAUAUUGACAAGUGUCGACAGCAACUUCAUGAUAUCAGUGUGCCUCUGGAAGUCUUUGAGUACAUAGAUCAAGGCCGCAACCCCCAACUAUAUACUAAAGAAUGUUUGGAAAGGGCUCUGGCUAAAAAUGAGCAGGUGAAAGGUAAAAUCGAUACCAUGAAGAAAUUCAAAAGCCUGUUGAUUCAAGAGCUGACAAAAGUGUUCCCGGAGGACAUGGCCAAGUACAAAGCUAUUCGAGGUGAAGAUCCUUCUCCUUGAGAGUUAAUUACGUUUUCCAUUAUCGCACUUUCUUUUUUGGGAACUACAGAUAGGCUAUUGUGACAAUAUUGACUUGCCCAGAAGAAUGAAGAAAUCAAACUUUUCUGCUUGGCGAUGUUAUGCUAAACAUUUUGUUCCUUGGCCAGAAAGCAGGCUGAUUCCCGUGGUGGCUAAUGGCUUUAAGACUCUUGGUUU
Molecule: messenger RNA, 611 nt
Organism: Euleptes europaea (tarantolino)
Lineage: Eukaryota; Metazoa; Chordata; Lepidosauria; Squamata; Sphaerodactylidae
Gene: MED10
Product: mediator complex subunit 10
Exons: 5
Coding region: 12-416 (134 amino acids)
Biological process (GO): positive regulation of transcription by RNA polymerase II
Cellular component (GO): mediator complex; chromatin
Molecular function (GO): transcription coregulator activity
Source: RefSeq, a predicted model, not a curated record